AUGAACGGAGUUGGAUCAUCUAAAUUUAUUAAUAACACGGCCCAACUAGCGGCUCAGUAUAAUGAUUUCUAUUUGGAAAUAACUUCACCAAAAAUAAGUCAAAUCGGGAAUUAUAAAAUUAUAAAAGAAAUUGGUGAAGGGUCAUUUGGUAAGGCUUAUCUAGCAACUCAUGUAUUGCUAAACAUCAAUGUUGUUUUAAAAUGUGGACGAAUCGACGACCCAAAUAUAGUAAGGGAAAUUUAUUAUCAUAAACAAUUGAAGCAUAAAAAUAUCGUCAGUCUAUAUGAAGUGAUUAAAACAGAGAAUCAUCUUUGGAUAGCAUUAGAGUACUGUCAAGGUGGUGAGUUAUACUAUUAUAUUUAUGAGAAAAAAAGACUAGAGUUGGAAGAGUGCAGAAACAUCUUUUUCCAGAUUGUAUUAGCUGUUAAAUACGUUCAUUCUUUGAAUUUGAGUCACCGAGAUUUAAAAUUGGAGAAUAUAUUGUUGGCCGAUAAUAAAAAGUCAAUUGUUAAACUUACAGAUUUUGGAUUUAUUAGAGAAUUCAAUCCUCAAAGUAGGAAAUUCUUAACUACUAUAUGUGGUACUACCGUGUACAUGGCUCCCGAAGUAUUAAGCCAGCAGAAAUAUUCAGGAUUUGCUGUUGAUAUUUGGUCUAUGGGAAUAAUCUUAUACACAAUGCUAAAUGGGAUGAUGCCAUUUGAUGAUGACAAUGAAAUGAAAAUCCAACAAAAAAUCAUACACAACGAGCCAAUGGUUUUCGACCAUGUCCCAGUGGAGGUAAACAUGUUGAUUUUGAAGAUGUUAAACAAGGAUCCUAACCAAAGACCAAGCUUGAAUGAAAUAUUGAACUCGUCUUUUUUAAUUGACAACUACAACAAGCAUUUGGAGAAGAAUUCAAGAAGAACAGUUGGAGGAAGUGGAUCUGGUGGUGAUACAGAAUCCAUCCUCUCAAUCAACCAGCAUUAUAAUAGCAUUGACCAACCAUUUGAAUCUAAAAUUGAACGAGAUUUGCUUAGAAAGUUGCAAAGAAUAGAUUUUGAUAUUGACGAAUUGCAAGCUACGGCAAAUAAUCAUGAGAUAAAUCUGUUAACGGCAUUUUAUGAAUUGUUACUUACUCAAGAGUUCUCAAAGAAGAAAAAGAGAUAUUACAAGGAGAGAAAAAGGAAAUUGUACGAAGCCAAGAAUUCGCUUCGGAAAUCCAGAAAAAGGGUCAAGAGUGUUUUGUCAUUAUCCGACCAGUCCUUGGUGGGUGCCCAACCAUUGGAAAGAAUUAUGUCCAGUUUGAGUUUGGCUUCAGGAAAAAAUUCUAACCGUAAUUCGGUAAUUGUCACUAGAAAGUCAACUGAUAGAAAUGAAGCUGUGCCAGUUGCACCUCAACUGCCGAAAUCUUCACAAACCAGCCGUCUUAAUUUUGAAGUGCCGUCUCCAAGAGCAACCACCACAAACGUUACGUUAGCACCUAGAUCAAGGCGAAACUCAAGGGAUUUAUCUACCUUGGGAUCAGUUUCCAAUACUGAAGUCAAUGCUCCUUUACGUAGGACAGUGUCCUUUGUUCCCGAUGAAAGACGAUUGUCUGCUGUUAUCGCUGAAGAAAAAGAGGCCAGUAAGAAAUCCAACAAAAGUGGUAAGAUAUUAAAUAAGCUUCAGUUUUGGAAGAAGAACAAGGAAGAAAGUAUCGAUGACACAAUUUCUCGUUAUAGUACCAAAUCCAACCACAGUAAGUCUACCAAUGAGAAGAUGUUAGAUACGGAUGACGAAAUGCCAUUAAAGAUAAACAUGAGACAGAAUGAAAACCCAGAAUCACUUCAACUUGAAUGUAAUGACAGCAACGCUACUGCUGUGGCUAACCCUCAACCAACUUUGGCACAACCGCCAUUGCUUGAUCUUAGAAGAGAUUCUGAUCCAAUCCAGCCAGCAAUUCCUACCGAAUCCAAUCAAGAAUUACCACGUACCCCUCCAUCCGGUGAAACCACAAGAUUUGCCAGAACCAGGCCAUCAUCAAUGAUAUCCCAAAUCAGUCAGUUGAGUAAAUUAAGUCAAAUGUCUACUAUGUUGUCAGAAUCGGAAUUGGAUAUUCUCGAUGAAACUGACACAAUGGAUGAGGAUGAGGAUUAUGAUGACUAUGUUUACGAAUCGAGUAUUAAUACCUCACAAGAUACAAGAUCCCAAAAUCCUAAUACCACGGCAUCAACUGCGAUAAGUCAAUCACGUCCUUCAGGAAAGAAAAGACCAAGUUAUCGAAGAAGUCAUGUCUCAGAUGGAUCUAUUUUAACAACUUCAUCAAUAACCGGAACUGGUGGUGGUGGUGGUUCUACUCCUAGUAGCAAUGCUUUAAAGAGAAAGAAUUCGUUAUCUCGAUUAAGAAGCAAUUCAUCGGAAGAUAUUUCAGAGGAUUCAAAUAGGUAUAGCAAUAUCAUGAGUGAUGAUAACAUGCCUAUAGGUAGACCUGUUUCUCCUGAUCUUAUCAAGAGACGUAAUAUCAGAACUUCUGCUACCAUGCCUUUGAUUAAUGGCAAUGCUAAUAUCCUCACACCUACUGCACAUAGUUUUGCAGAAGCCAAUCUCCAUCGCAACAACAUCAACAACAACAAUAAUAUCAACCACGUUAACAUUAACAUUAAUAAUAAUAAUAAUAAUAUACCAAAUACUAAUAGCACUGAUGCGUCAAGACUUUCGUACCAUCGUGCACCAUCUCCUCCAAUUGGAUUCAAGUUUAGUAACAAACCAAGUAAAAAGAUGAUGACUACAGCAGUUAAUGGGCAUUAUCAACCAAAAGCAUACCUGGAUACUAAGCAAGUUGAAGAUUGGGUCAAUCCUCGAAAUAAUACUAGUUCUGCUGGAACUUCAAAUGCAUUUACAAAAUCUUCUAUCUAUCAACCGGUCAUUAAUGAAGAAGAAGAAGGUGAAGAAAAUAUAUAA
Messenger RNA from Candida tropicalis MYA-3404, 2919 nucleotides. RefSeq names its product non-specific serine/threonine protein kinase. Lineage: Eukaryota; Fungi; Ascomycota; Pichiomycetes; Serinales; Debaryomycetaceae. Gene Ontology annotation, cellular component: cytoplasm. The transcript has a single exon. The record is from RefSeq and is a predicted model, not a curated record. Bases 1 to 2919 code for a protein of 972 amino acids. Gene Ontology annotation, biological process: protein phosphorylation; intracellular signal transduction. Gene Ontology annotation, molecular function: protein serine/threonine kinase activity; ATP binding.